Molecule: messenger RNA, 2766 nt
Organism: Oikopleura dioica
Lineage: Eukaryota; Metazoa; Chordata; Appendicularia; Copelata; Oikopleuridae
Source: the annotation of a GenBank genome assembly
AUGAUCGAUAUACCGACUAGAACCUGCUUUCAAAAUGUCGUCAUUGCAUUCUACCUUGCGAUUCUCAUUGUCGUGCUUCCCUUUCUCAUAGGCCCGCUUGUUAAAAAUGAAGUUCAUCCGAAUAACGAGGCCUUUCUCAUUGCUGGAAUAUUCAUUAUUCUCUCACUGCCAAUUUCUGCCUAUUCCAUCGUCAACCACCUUGUGAACUUCACACAGCCAGACCUACAGCGCCCAAUAUGUCGAAUUCUUGCAAUGGUCCCCGUUUACGCGCUCGAUUCUUUUCUGUCAAUUCGUUUCACUUCGUACGCGAUCUACUUCGACACCAUUCGCGAAUGGUACGAAGCAUAUGCAAUUUAUAACUUCAUGUCUCUUGUUCUCCGUUUUCUUCAGCGCAAUUACGACGUGAGUUACAUAAUGGAGUACAAACCUUAUCAACGCCAUCUUUUUCCUUUUUGCUGUCUGCCUAUUCUCCACACGUCAGACUACGCCGAAGGUGGAAAUGUAUUCAUUCGAUUCUGCAAAACUGGGGUGCUCCAAUACUGUUGUACCAGGACUAUAACAACCAUGCUGGCCUUCAUCACACAUUUGUUCGGUUUCUACGGGAGUGGUCUCUUCAACUGGCGCUAUGCAUACCCUUAUCUGGUCUUUAUCAACAAUAUUUCUCAAAUCUGGGCGAUGUACUGUCUCAUCCUCUUCUACUAUGUAAUGCGCGUGGAGCUCCGUCCUCUCGAGCCACUUGCCAAGUUCGUCGCCAUCAAGCUCGUCAUUUUCAUGACUUUCUGGCAAUCGGUUCUGAUCGCUGCUCUCGUCGCUUUUGGCGCGAUAAAGCCGAAGGACGAGUGGGAGUGGAAUACAAAAGAACAUCUCCGAAUCGGCCUUGACAACUUCAUGAUUGUAAUAGAAAUGUUCGUUCUCGCCCUCGUCCAUCACUUGGCUUUUCCAGUUUCUCCUUACUCCGAUGGCGUGGGAGAAAUGGGGGUUUCAUGGCAUUCGAACAUUCCCGCUCUUUGGGACCACUCAGACGUUCGCAGCGAUAUAGCAGAACAUGUUCGCGUUAUAGAAAUGAAAAGAUAUCGAUCGGACGAAGAUGAGCCGUACUACCGAAAUCUUGUUGUCCGAAACAUCCCCGGUGAAAUAAAGGAUAAUGACGUGGUGGACUGUCUCCAAGAAGAAUACUCAAAAUAUGGAAAAUGCAGAGUUCGUAUGGGGAAAGACGACCACGACGAACGCGUCGGCUUCAUCGAAUUCGCGCACCACGAUUCUGCAAAAGACGCGAAGGCAGCCCGUGGCCACCUUGUAAUGAAUGAGCGGAGACUGCGAAUCGAUGUUUGGCUUGGUCACAAACGAGAUCGAAGGUCCCCUCACGACGAUGACCGGCGCUACGAUGACUAUCAUAGAUAUAAAAGAGACCGGCACAGUCCCGAGUACAGGGACGAAUACAGGUCACACAGCAGAUCCAGGCGAUCGCCACCACGCGAAGAGCGAACCGAGCGCUACCGGAGUAGCGAACGAAGAGGGAGAGAUGAGCCGCGUGGGUACGCAACGAGGCCAGGAAUCAAGCCGGACUUUGAAUUUCCUCGCGAUGAAGCGGGUCGAAAGCGAACACAUCUGGAAGGCGAAAAAUUCUUUCCCGGUGGAAGGGCUCAUAGGCCCGGUGAAGAUUACCCACCAGAAGACGAUCCAGGAGCAACUCGCUCAUUAUUCUUGGGAAAUUUGGAUCGAAGCCUCAAUCGGGAAGACAUCUACUCAGAAUUUGAAGAAUAUGGCGAUAUUCUUGAAUGCGACAUAAAACAAGCACGAAAUGCAAAUCACUCCAACUUUGGCUUCGUGAAAUACUUGGAUUUGAACAUGGCCUGGAAAGCGAAGUUAGCGAUGAACGGAAAAGUACUUCAUAGAAACGCGAUUCGUGUGGGCUGGGGAAGACCUGUUCCGAGUAAAGUUUUAUGGGUCGGUGGCCUCGGCCCAGAAGUAACUACAACUCUUCUUCAGCGUGAAUGUAGUAAAUACGGCUCCAUCUAUAACAUCAAGAAAAACGAGAACUCCGAUUGGGCAGAAGUUACUUUCCAGACUAUUGACAGUGUGACUUACGCUAUCUCCGCCCUCCGAGGGAAGCGGCUUCCUGGUUCAGAGCGACGUUGUCGCGUCGACUACGCGUUUACACAGGAGGGAGCUGAAAAGAUCGGUACAUUCUCUUCGUUGUCUGCCUAUCAUGAACGACGAGCACGCGAAUCUGGCAGUCUUCUCGAGCUUCACUCAGCUCUGGGCGAUUGUUGGGAAGGCGAGCUCGAGAUCAAGAAGCAGCCUAUCUCCGCUCGUUUCUCGCUAAUCGCUGGCGACCAGAAACGACUAUCCCUAUCAUUCUCUUCCCUCAGUAAAAUGAGCAUAAAGCAUCGUCUUACUUUCAACCACAAUCUUGCGAAUUCUAUGUCCGAAAAAGCGAAACAAGGCAAAGUCGGCGCAUUCUUGUUGAUAACAAAAGGCCGAGGCUCACAGCGCAGCAUCAAAAGCCUAAAUCAAUAUUUUCAACUCACGAAUUCUGUUGGACUAGUUUAUGUUAACAGUGAAGAACGCGCUGCCAUGUUUAUUUAUCCAGCCUCGUCUUGGACGGAAGGCAUCAUUUCUUCGUAUGCUCCUCUUCUUGCGGGGCGACUGAAAGGAGCCGUUUACAUGCUCGCCUAUGUCGGCUAUUUGCCCGCCGAAGAGUACCAGAAACAUAAAAAAGCUGCCGCCGAAGAUAAGGCCGUAAUGGCACCGUUACAACGAUGA